Chanos chanos (milkfish) is the source of this 2882-nucleotide messenger RNA. It is a transcript of the gene cry1a, whose product is annotated as cryptochrome circadian regulator 1a. Gene Ontology annotation, cellular component: cytoplasm; nucleus. The record is from RefSeq and is a predicted model, not a curated record. Gene Ontology annotation, molecular function: DNA binding; FAD binding. NCBI's taxonomy places the organism in Eukaryota, Metazoa, Chordata, Actinopteri, Gonorynchiformes, Chanidae. The transcript has 14 exons. Gene Ontology annotation, biological process: negative regulation of DNA-templated transcription; circadian regulation of gene expression; entrainment of circadian clock by photoperiod. Bases 103 to 1986 code for a protein of 627 amino acids.
ACGGAUUUUCGUUGGUUCAUUGUGAGAGUAGUAUAACGUGGACUCAUACAGUUGCAGUAAAACUAAAACACUACUUCCUUGAGGGACUUGUCCAGUGGAGUAAUGGUCGUAAAUACGAUCCACUGGUUCAGGAAGGGCUUACGGCUCCACGACAAUCCUUCGCUUAGAGAGUCAAUCCAGGGAGCGGACUCUAUCCGCUGUGUAUACAUUCUUGACCCCUGGUUUGCGGGAUCAUCCAACGUUGGAAUCAACAGGUGGAGGUUUUUACUGCAGUGUCUAGAAGAUUUGGACGCUAGUCUUCGUAAACUCAACUCCCGCUUGUUUGUCAUCCGCGGUCAACCCACCGAUGUCUUCCCCCGACUUUUUAAGGAGUGGAACAUCACUCAUCUGUCUUAUGAGUAUGACUCUGAGCCUUUUGGGAAGGAACGUGACGCAGCCAUUAAGAAGUUGGCAAGCGAGGCCGGGGUGAAGGUGACAGUGCGCAUCUCCCACACCCUCUAUGAUCUGGACAAGAUCAUAGAGCUGAACGGAGGUCAGUCUCCUCUAACCUACAAGCGCUUCCAGACUCUUAUCAGUCGGAUGGAGCCGGUGGAGAUGCCGGCUGAAGCCAUCACCGCUGAUGUCAUGGGAGCCUGCACUACGCCCCUUUCUGAUGACCAUGAUGACAAGUUUGGGGUCCCCUCCUUGGAAGAACUGGGAUUUGACACAGAGGGCUUGUCUACUGCCACGUGGCCAGGAGGAGAAACUGAGGCUCUCACUCGCUUGGAGAGACACCUUGAGAGGAAGGCCUGGGUCGCCAACUUUGAGCGACCAAGAAUGAAUGCCAAUUCUUUAUUGGCCAGUCCCACUGGUCUCAGUCCUUACCUGCGGUUUGGUUGUCUCUCCUGCCGACUUUUCUACUUCAAACUCACUGACCUCUACAGGAAGGUGAAGAAGCACAGCUCACCUCCUCUCUCACUCUAUGGCCAGCUGUUGUGGCGUGAGUUCUUCUACACAGCCGCUACCAACAACCCACGCUUUGACAAGAUGGAGGGCAACCCCAUCUGUGUGCAGAUCCCCUGGGACCGCAACCCCGAGGCCCUGGCCAAGUGGGCCGAGGGACGGACGGGCUUCCCCUGGAUCGAUGCCAUCAUGACCCAGCUGAGGCAGGAGGGCUGGAUCCAUCACCUGGCCCGACAUGCCGUGGCCUGCUUUCUGACCCGAGGAGACCUGUGGAUCAGCUGGGAGGAAGGCAUGAAGGUAUUUGAGGAACUCUUACUGGAUGCAGACUGGAGUGUGAACGCUGGCAGUUGGAUGUGGCUUUCCUGUAGCUCCUUCUUCCAGCAGUUUUUCCACUGCUACUGCCCAGUGGGUUUUGGCCGCCGCACAGACCCUAAUGGGGACUAUAUCAGGCGAUACCUUCCUGUUCUCAGAGGUUUCCCAGCCAAGUACAUUUAUGACCCGUGGAACGCCCCAGAGAGCGUUCAGAAAGUGGCCAAAUGCGUGAUUGGUGUGCACUACCCCAAACCCAUGGUGCACCACGCAGAAGCAAGCCGCCUCAAUAUCGAACGCAUGAAACAGAUCUAUCAACAGCUCUCCUGCUACCGUGGCUUAGGGCUGCUGGCAACAGUGCCGUCAAACCCAAAUGGUAACGGGGAAAGCUCCACGGGCAUGAUUGGAUUCCCACCUGCAGAGGGCCCUCAGGAGCCCACCACAUCCUCCUGUACGACUCAAGGGUAUCAGAUGCCAGCCAACCCUCAGGGAGAAUGGCACAGCGGGGUGAUGGUUUACCCCCAGGGAGAACCACAAACCAGCAGCAGCACUCAACAGCAAGGUUAUGCGGCCAGCACUACUGGCAUGGUUUGCUACAGAGCAGAUUCUCAGCAGAUAUCUGGCCCUGCUGUACAGCAUGGACGAGGACUCCACUCCAGCUCAUCUGUCAAACGCCACAGUGAGGAUUUGGCUCCUGGAACAGGCUCUAAAGUUCAGAGACAGAGCAGCUCUUAAACAGGCCUGAAUACACACACACUGGUCAGUGUGAUUUGGAGGACACCAAAUCAUUGUCAUUUGCUCAACCUGUUACAUUUGAUUUUGAUGGAAAAGAAAACCUCACACAAUCAGAAGACAUGCAUAAUCCUUUCUCCAAGCACAUCCACACAUUUCUUGUGUAUCAAAGUGUAUAUUAUCCCUGGGACUACGACCAGGCUGAAGGCGACGUCCUCUCCACACUGAAGUAACAUUGUGACUCUCUCAUGUUCACUGCCACUGUGUUCCAACAACACUGUAUAAGUGUUACAACUUGGCUUGGGACAAAAAAACCUUUAUGUAUAUAAAGAUUUGAUGAAUUCUUCUCACAUACAAACUGUACAUAUUUGAUAUUGUAUGUGCUUUUUCUCUUUUGUGUAGUCAUACUCAUUGAUAUAUUUUUGAUAUAAAGAAUCAUUGUGGAUUGAUUUUUUUUGUCCUUUAUGACAAUGAGAAAACAUGUUAGACAGUCCAUAAACGGUGAAGCCUCCUCUUUGGUCUAUUGCAUGCACCAUGCAGCGCGCUCUCUCUUUUUGUAUGUCUGCCUCCCUCACUUUUUCCCACAAUCAAACAUUCUCUUUUUUAUGUUUAUUUUCUCAUUUUCUGUGUUUGCCCUCCUCACUAUUUAACUCUUUCCAGGCUACAUGUCACCCAUCCUUCUUCUUCCAAAUGUUAUCACUUUGAUCUUUCAGGUUGCUUCCCUCCAUUUUCCUUCAGUGUUUCUUUGUUCUCCUCCCUCUCUACAUGAUGAUGUUUCUUCUUUUUUUCUACCCCAGUCUUUUCCAUCCCUGCUCAGAGUCCUUGUUCUAUACUGCAUGAGUGUAUAAUGCAUCACUUUGUGCUUCUUGUUGUCUCACAUUGUGUUUGUUUAAUAAAUA